Setaria italica (foxtail millet) is the source of this 3878-nucleotide messenger RNA. RefSeq names its product proline-rich receptor-like protein kinase PERK2. Gene Ontology annotation, molecular function: protein kinase activity; ATP binding. The record is from RefSeq and is a predicted model, not a curated record. Bases 1 to 3591 code for a protein of 1196 amino acids. Gene Ontology annotation, biological process: protein phosphorylation. The transcript is spliced from 9 exons. NCBI's taxonomy places the organism in Eukaryota, Viridiplantae, Streptophyta, Magnoliopsida, Poales, Poaceae.
AUGGCGGUGCUGCCCAGGAAAAGGAUCAUUGCUAGCUGCGGAGUGCGUGUGGAGACCCCACUGUUGUUAAGAUUUUUUCGAAGAGAUAGAGUGGCGCCACGCUUCAAAAGCGCACGGAAUCCGCGGGAUCGCCGCUACAUCCCUCCCACGGCGACGCGUGACGGCGCAGCCGCCGCCAUGUCGGGCCCUCCCUCCAAUACUCCUCCUCCAUCUACUACUACUACUACUACCCCACCACCCCCGUCGCCUCCUCCUCCAAGUACUCCCGAGCCGUCUUCCUCGUCCGCUCGAACCCCGUCGCUUGCAUCUGCUGAUCCGGACCUGCCGCCACAGCUGGCACCGGUUCUGCCGCCGCCGCCGGCUUCGUCGCUGCCGCCACUGCCGGUUGCUCCGCCGGCCUUUUCUCCUCCGCCACCAGCGACUCCUGCGGCUGCCCCACCGGCACCUUUGCCGCCGGUGCUUCCGCCUGAUCCUCCGGCUGCUUCUUCGCCACCCCCGCAGUGGCCGGUCGCGCCACCGGCCCCGCCGUUGCCCUCGCCUCCCCUGCAGUCGCCGGCGACUCCAUCUGCUCCGCUGGCACCUUCGCCACAGCCACUGACGCCCGCGGCGCCAACUGAUCCGCCGCCAUCGUCGCCUCCUACGCUGCCACCGCCGGCGCCAUCUGCUCCACCCCCGCAGGCGACGCCCGCUGCUCCGCCGGCGCCGUCUCCUCCCCCGCAAUCACCGGUGACACCUGCUGCUCCGCCGCCGUCUUUUACGUCCCCUUUGCCACCUGUGCCGCCAGCUGCUCCGCCGGCGUCUCCUCCAACGCAGCAACCACCGGCGACACCAGCUGCUCCGCCGGCGUCUCCUCCAACGCCGCAACCACCAGCGACGCCAGCUGCACCGCCGGUUUCUCCUCCUAUACCGCAGCCGCCCAUAACUUCUCCGCCUGCACCGGUGUCGCCCACGCCGUCAGCGCCGGUCCCAUCUCCAGCGGGUUCCCCGCCGGUGAUGCCACCGCCGUUGCCCGCGCCAUCAACACCGACGCCAUCGCCGCCAGCGAUCCCCUCGCCAUCGACGCCCACGCCGUCGCCGCCAGCGAUCCCCGCGCCAUCGACGCCGUUGCCCCCUGCGACGCCUGCGCCCACGCCGUCACCUACGCCAUCGCCUCCGAUGCCUCCUUCACCAUCAGCACCCACGCCGGCACCUACGCCAUCGCCUCCGAUGCCGCCUUCACCAUCAGCACCCACGCCGUCGGCCCCAAUGCCGCCUUCACCAUCAGCGCCCACGCCGUCGCCCCCAAUGCCGCCUGCACCAUCAGUACCCACGCCAUCACCCCCGGCGACGCCUGCACCAACGCCCACGCCGUCGCCUCCAGUGACGCCCGCACCACUAACGCCGGUGCCACCGUCCCCAGCGGUGCCAGCACCGGGAACGCCGUCCGCGCCUCCUCCAGUGGCGCCGGCACCACCAACGCCCACCCCGCCGUCUCCAUUAACGCCAGCGCCACCACUGCCUUCGCCGCCUGCCCCCGUGACGCCAGAACCACCGGUGCCGUCUCCGCCUUCCCCGGCGACGCCCGAACCACAACCACCAACGCCCUCCCCGCCAACUCCAUCAACGCCAGCGCCACCAUUACCUUCGCCGCCUUCCCCGGCGACGCCCGAGCCGCCAAGGUCGUCUCCACCUUCUCCAGUGGCGCCACGGCCACCAAGGCGGCGCCCGCCUCCUCCAGGUGUCCCGGCCCCAGUCAUACCACCAUCCCCGAGAAGGACGCCAGAGCCACCGCCCACGACGCCAUCUCCUCCACCUGGGCCAGAUCCUCCAGGGGCGCCCAGACAGCCGCCCUCGCCGCCUCCCGUACCACCACCUCACAAUGGUCGCCCUGCUCCUCCUGGCGUAACCCCGUCGCCCCCAACUGACGGCGGCCCUCCCUCGCCGUCUUCCCCGCCGUCGCUCACACCUCCGGCGCCUCCACCACCGUCGUCGUCGUCGCCAUUGUCAUCGCCGUCGCCAUCAGCUACGAACGCGACCGUGAUCGGCGUCUCCGUGGCCGUCGCGACGGUGGUCGUGCUCGGCCUCAUAGCCGGGCUCAUCUACUGCUGCUCGAAGAAGCGCCGCCAACGCCGGCACGGCGGCUACGGCUCCUCUUCUCCGCCGGGUAAUGUCUACGGUCCCCGGCUGCCGGUGACGUCGUCGCACCAGCAAUCGCAGGCGAAGGUGUCGUCAGCGCCAUUACAGUCCCCGCCGCAAAUGUACUCGCAGCAGAUGUUCCCGUCGUGGCAAACCAUCAGCGGCGGCCUCUCCGGCCCUUUGCGCCCGCCGCCUCCUCCGCCGCCGGUCACUGGCGGCACGGUGUCGUACGCGGACCUGGCCGCGGCGACGGGCGGGUUCUCGGACGCGAACCUGCUCGGCCAAGGCGGGUUCGGGCACGUGUACCGCGGCACGCUGGAGGGCGCCGGGGAGGUGGCCAUCAAGCGGCUGCGGCCCGGGAGCGGGCAGGGAGACCGCGAGUUCCGCGCCGAGGUGGAGAUCAUCAGCCGCGUGCACCACCGCCACCUCGUGUCCCUCGUCGGCUACUGCAUCCAUGGCGACCAGCGCCUGCUCGUCUACGAGUACGUGCCCAACAAGACGCUCGAGCUCCACCUGCACGGGGGUAAUCGCCCGGCACUGGAUUGGCAGCACAGGUGGAGGAUCGCACUUGGAUCGGCGAAAGGAUUGGCCUACCUGCACGAGGACUGUGACCCUAAGAUCAUUCACCGUGAUAUCAAGGCGGCCAAUAUACUUCUGGAUUACAAUUUCGAGCCCAAGGUUUCAGACUUCGGGUUAGCCAAGAUCCAGCCCGCAGACGACACGCACGUCUCCACCCGCGUGAUGGGAACCUUCGGGUACUUGGCGCCCGAGUAUGCUACCACCGGCAAAGUAACCGAUCGGUCUGACGUCUACUCCUACGGUGUCGUGCUUCUGGAACUCAUCACCGGGAGGAGGCCUGUCCUGUCGUCCGAGCCCUACAAUGACGAGACCUUGGUUUCUUGGUCAAGGCCUAGGCUAACGAAAGCUCUGGAAGAGGACAUCUUGGACGGGCUGGUCGACCCAAGCAUGGGCGCCAACUACGACGCCGUCGACAUGCAGCGGCUCAUCGCCUGCGCCGCCGCCGCGGUGCGGCACACGGCGCGUUCCCGUCCGCGGAUGAGCCAGAUCGUGCGGUACCUGGAGGGCCAGCUGUCGGUGGAGGCCCUGAACGCCGGCGUGGCGCCGGGGCAGAGCGAGGUGAUGGAGGACCACGCCGGCGAGCAGCUGCGGCGGAUGAGGCGGCUGGCGUUCGUGCCGGGGACGAGCACCAGGGGGUUCAUGACCGAGAACAACAUCAGCAGCAGCUACGUGAGCGAGCCGACGAGCGAGUACGGACUGAACCCGUCGUCCAGCUCCAGCGACGACGCCGACGCGAGCGAGGUGUCGAGCGUGCACAGAGCGGCGAGCCGGCCGCCGACCACCGCCACCACCGGAUCCAGCGCCACUGGCACGGGGAUGGAAGGACAGAGCUCCGGCGAGAUCGGCGGCGCCGAGGGGAUGAGCCGGCGCAUGCGGCCGGGACGCGGCGGCGCGUGACGGAAGUUGUGUUUUUUUUUAUUCUCGGGUACACACGCAGAGUUGCAGACAAAAGGUAGUUCUAGAAUUUUGUAGCCUCUUCGUACCAUUUUGGUCCUUGGGUUUGCUAGUGAAACUUUUAGUAAAAGGAAACGUUCAAGUGUAGAGUUGCAUUAGUUUUUUAGUAACUUUUCUUCAAUUGAAAACAGGAUAGCAGAUGAAAAGGGCGUAGUCGAAUGAUUCCUCUCAAUCUUUCACGAUCCCCAUUAGCUGUAUGGAACCUUCUUGUUAAUUCCAUCUGCUCUCAG